AUGAGUGAUUGGACUUCAGAAGAGUAUUGGACUUCAGGAUCAUACUAUGAUCUUGUAUCAAGCGACCGCUCGGAUUCAGAACCAGACCACCCGACUUCAGAAGCCGGUAGCUGGGACUUAGAACCAGAUACUCGAGCUUCAAAGACUAAGGCUUGGGUUCCACGAAGCGCCCAAGGCGAUUCAGAACCAGAUAGUCGUGCUGCAGAGACUGGCUCUUGGGCUUCAUUGGGCGACACUCGGGGUUCAGAACCAGACGGCCAGGCUUCAGAGACUGUCUGCUGGGGUUCAGAACCAGUUAACCUCGUUGUAGGGGCUGAAUGGGACGACACUCGGGCUGACAUUUGGGUUCCAUACAAGUACCACCGGGAUUCAGAAUUCGGCCGUUGCCCUUCAGAACCCGACUGGCCUCCAAGACUUAACCAUUGGUCUGCCAGACCAGCCUUCCGGAGACAUACACGUAUGGGAAGGCCAUCGACCUACGUCUUCGAUUCGAAUGGCGAUACUUGUAUCACUCUCCAUACAUCCAAAUAUCGACCAUUCUCUUUCUCAGGGGACACGCUAUCAAACGUACCAUCUAACGAGGUAUCCCGUAGCGAGUUUCAUGUGUCAUGCGAUUGGGGAGAAGUCGCACACAAAGACUGCGAUGCGGCAUCGGUCGACAGCUCAGACAGCCGACACAAGUACCACGAGUAUGGAAAGAUACCUGGAUCGAGCCCUGGACAAGUCGAAAUCCGAGUCCUAGUCUCAGGAAGGCACCUGAAACUAGGAUCUGAUUACUUUACGGAGCUGUUUUCUUCUCCCAGAGCAGGACAGCUUAUUGGUGAUUCCGGACUUUAUGAGAUCCAAGCACGUGGCUGGGAUCCGGUGGCACAUCAGACGGUACUGGCCAUUCUUCACGGCUAUCACAAAGAUGUCCCAAAGUCACCCAGCAUCGAACUGCUUGCAGAGUUGACCAUGGUAGUCGACUACUACGGAUGCCAUGAGAGUGUCGAGCCACACGCUAAGGUUUGGCUGGAACAUCUGCGGUCCAACUUACCUACAGAGUAUGGAAGCGACUGUAUUCUCUCCAUCGCGAUAUCCUGGGUUUUCGAUGACCAAGACAUCUUUCAAAAGAUGACAGAACUAGUAUUGACACACAGUCAUGGGUUAAUCAAGGUCGAAGAUGAUCGUCUUCCUCUUCCGGACGGCCUUUUGGACGAGAUCAAUGCAUCACGCCAGUGCUGUCUCGAGUUUGUGACUACAGCCAUUCUUGACCUUUAUCAUUUUCUGACAGAGGAUCAUGAUGGUUGUAACACAUGUUCAACUAUGAUGCUUGGCACAUUAACGAAGGAGAUGUAUAAGCUGGGAUGGAAGAACCAAGACGAACGACUUUCACUUCAACAUUUCAGCAUUGAAGAUUGUACACAGCUUAUCGACUCUGUGCACGUGCCUAAGGUGCAUAGUUAUGACGGCUGCAGACGUGGUUCUACCCUCUACGAAACAUUGCUCCCCGCGCUGAUGAAUGCGAAUCAGCAUGUUCCUGUCUUUUGUCUGGCGGGCAAGAAGCCCAUGGAUCAACAGGAGCCCGAAGCUCAACCGGAGCCAGACCCGUAUGCGCAUGACGAGUGGUGA
Molecule: messenger RNA, 1611 nt
Organism: Fusarium pseudograminearum CS3096
Lineage: Eukaryota; Fungi; Ascomycota; Sordariomycetes; Hypocreales; Nectriaceae
Exons: 2
Coding region: 1-1611 (536 amino acids)
Source: RefSeq, a predicted model, not a curated record